AUGGGGAGUCUGGCACAUAUCUUUACAGACAAGAGACCUUUGAUUAAAGAGAUGCAUAGCUUGGGAGACAUGGGUGUUCAUUUAGAAGUUCCAGAGGCAAAUGCAUUGGUAACACAUUUUAGAGUGAUGCCUAUCUUAAUGGACCGGAUCAAAGAAGCACAAAGUAAAUAUGAGUUCGUAGCUAAGGCCUUAGAAAACCUUCAAGGAAGGAAAGGAAAGAUGUUUACUAAAAGCACAAAUGGAGUAUUGAGGUAUGAAGCCAGACUUUAUGUGCUUGCUAGUGAUGGAUUAAGGAGAGAAAUAUUGAAAGAAGCGCACAUGGAAGCCUAUGUAGUACAUCCAGGAGCUACAAAGAUGUAUCAAGAUUUGAGGGAGGUGUAUUGGUGGGAAAAACUCAAGAAAGAUGUAAUUGAGUUUGUCUCCAAGUGCCUAGCUUGUCAACAAGUGAAGGCGGAACAUCAAAGGCUCGCAGGACUACUACAGUCGUUACUAGUUCCCGAAUGGAAGUGGGACCAUAUUGCAAUGGACUUUGCAACGGGUUUGCCUCGAACUAGUGGGGGCUAUGACUUCAUCUAG
This is a messenger RNA of Theobroma cacao (cacao), 576 nucleotides long. NCBI's taxonomy places the organism in Eukaryota, Viridiplantae, Streptophyta, Magnoliopsida, Malvales, Malvaceae. The record is from RefSeq and is a predicted model, not a curated record.